Messenger RNA from Zerene cesonia (dogface butterfly), 1138 nucleotides. Its product is annotated as WW domain-binding protein 4. The transcript is spliced from 7 exons. The coding region runs from base 261 to 1121 and encodes 286 amino acids. Gene Ontology annotation, biological process: mRNA splicing, via spliceosome. Lineage: Eukaryota; Metazoa; Arthropoda; Insecta; Lepidoptera; Pieridae. The record is from RefSeq and is a predicted model, not a curated record. Gene Ontology annotation, molecular function: zinc ion binding; protein binding; RNA binding. Gene Ontology annotation, cellular component: precatalytic spliceosome; nucleus.
UAGUGUAACAAGCGCAUUUAUCUGUGGUCACAGUAACAUGAAGUGUUUAGAAAAGAGAUGAAUUUGUUUUCAUUUUUUGAAAUCACAAUUUCACAUAAAUAGAUUGUGAAAUGUGGAUAUAUUUGUACAUGUAGCAAUUAUAAGCCAAUUAAAAAUAUUUCUCUUGAAUGUGUAAAUUUUAAAUUAAAAUAAUAUGUGUCAAGUUUUUUACAUCUUUAAACAAUAAAUGUAAAGGCAUUACAACAUAAUUUUAUGACAAAAUGACUGAGUAUUGGAAAUCACAAGCCCGGAAAUAUUGUGAAUUUUGCAAGUGUUGGUUAGCAGAUAAUAAAGUUUCAAUUUCAUUCCAUGAAAAUGGGAAAAGGCACAAGGAAAGUGUUAAAAAACACAUAUCACUAAUUAGUAAGAAGAGUGCAAAAGAAUUCAAGGUGAAAGAAAAACAAGAUGACGAUAUCAAAAAAAUGGAAGAAGCUGCCAUGAGUGCUUAUUUGAAAGAUGUUCAGAAUAAUGCUGACUUGACUUCUAAGAAUAUUAAUGAAAUGCUUGGCCAGAGUGGUAAUAGCAGCCAGGAUAUUGUUGUAACUGCCUCCGGGCUCACAGCGGAGCCCAUUUGGCAUGAAGUUAAAGGUGCAGAUGGAAACUCAUACUACUGGAACACACAAACAAAUGAAACAGCUUGGGAUGCACCAGACAACUAUCUAUCCAUUACACAGCAAGAAGAGAAGAAAUUAAAGGAAAGCAAAAAGGAGAAAAAAUUGCUGAAGCAAAAACAAAAAGAGGCCAUAGUUGAAGUUAAAGCUCACAUAGCAAGAGAGAGUAUGAAAGAAUUAGCAGUUAAAAAGGAGAAACCACCUCCUGUGAGUGUACCUUUGUAUGGUCCAGAACCAAGAAGUAGUAAACCUUAUGGAAAAUGGGAAACAAUAGUUCAUGAACCAGUUGAAAAAAUAGAUUUACAAUUGCCAAAGAAGGAAGUUUUUGUACCACCUGUUGUUGUGCAACCGGAAAUUGUACGUUUUAAAGAAAAACGUGUUGAGUCCCUUGGGGAAGGACCAGUGGAGUUCAAGAAGAGAAAAAUCAAUAAUGCUAAACGAAACAUGAGACAAAAAAUAGAUGAUGAAUAAACAAUUAUUUGUAUAAA